This is a messenger RNA of Eutrema salsugineum, 805 nucleotides long. RefSeq lists its product as uncharacterized. The transcript is spliced from 5 exons. The record is from RefSeq and is a predicted model, not a curated record. Lineage: Eukaryota; Viridiplantae; Streptophyta; Magnoliopsida; Brassicales; Brassicaceae. The coding region runs from base 279 to 566 and encodes 95 amino acids. Gene Ontology annotation, molecular function: protein binding.
AGAAGAGUAAGAGUAAGAUCAAACAAAACCCUCUUGCUCUUUUAGCGGGUUUUCCACGACGCCUAAUCGACGAUAGUCUUAAGCCUGAAACCAUUGAAAUUUUAGAGAGAAAGUAGGUUUUAUUUUCUGCUUACGUUGUAUAGCUGAGUGAGAGCUUCACAUUGACAGAUCGAAACAAAGUAAGCCAACUUCGCGAUUUUCCACUACUGUGAUUUUGACCGGAAAAGUAUUCGGAAUCGGCAGCGGAAGAAGAUAAAAUUGUUCAUCCUAGUCUUGCCAUGGCCAUGUAUAUUCGUGUGAAGCGCAUGAAAACCACUUACUUUAUCCAGUGCGAUCCAACAGAGACUGUUUUGGAUGUUAAGCAAAAACUGUUUGCCCUCAUUGAGCAACCAGCUAGCAAUCAGCGUCUGGUCUUGAUGACUACGGAAGAAGUGUUAGAGGAUUCGAAAUCUCUAGCGGAGCAGAAGGUUGAGAAUGAUGCAGUCGUUGCUCUGACUUUGAGGAAAGAUGAUAACGAGUUUGAGGAUGUCAACAUUGCACAGCCCACCGACUUCUCAAUCUCAUGAAGAACUUUACUUACUGGCUGUAUCAGGAAAAACCUUUGCUUCAACAAGAGAAGUAUUGAUUCAAACACAAGGAGGAGUCUAUAAACGCCUGAAGUUGUGUCUUUGUCUCUGCUUGUGUCAACGCCUAUUUAGUUGUUACAGACUAUUGUUGUAAGUAAAGAUAUUGAGAUGUUGAAGUGUGAUUGCAACUUGCAAGAUUAAUAGUUUUCAGUGAAGUUAUGGACGCAUAAUCUUUCAUG